CUGAAGUAAGGACACUUUACAGCUUUGAAAGGUGUUGGUAGACGAGUUGUUUUGAAAACAUUCGGUUUGUAAAACGUGGUACAUAUCACAUUUUUAAGUGAGUGCAAAAUAUUCUUUACAUUUUGUGUUUUUUUAUUAAGUUAAAAAUGGAUGUCGGGGAAUUACUUAAUUACAAGCCCGCAAAAGAACCUAAACGAGGCAAUGCAGAUGAUGAAAAUGAAGUAGAAGUUCGCCCUCGAUCAAAAAGACUGAUUACUGUUCCAGAAUCCAUUCAUCAUGAAAGGCGGCCUUUGAAAAUGCCGAAAUUACAAGAUGAUAACAAAGAGAAUCUGAAACAAGAUACUGAACCCGAAGUAGAACUUCCUGAGGCUGAAACUGAUGGUGGCGUGCUUGAUGACACUAGCUUAAAAAAGCUACUGCUAGCUUUUGAUAAAAAGGUAUUAAAAAAUCAGGAACUGCGGAUUAAGUUUCCUGAUCAACCAGAAAAGUUUAUGGAUUCUGAAAUCGAAUUGAACGAUAUAAUUUUAGAAAUGCACAUUAUUGCUACACAGCCUGAUUUGUAUCACAUUUUGGUAGAGCUGAAUUCUGUUUCCACCAUUCUUGGCCUUCUUACUCAUGAUAAUACUGAUAUAUCGAUUGCUGUUGUUGACUUAUUACAGGAAAUGACAGAUAUUGAUACAUUGAAUGAGAGUGAAGAAGGUGCGUCAACAUUGAUUGAUGCUAUGCUGGAAGCUCAAGUCAUUGCAUUACUAGUUCAGAAUCUUGAGCGUUUAGAUGAAGCAAUCAAAGAAGAAGCAGAAGGUGUUCAUAAUACUUUGGCCAUAAUUGAAAAUUUGGCAGAAUUCAAAGUAGAUAUGUGUGUUGAUGCAACUCAACAAGGUUUAAUGCAAUGGAUUUUAAAAAGAAUAAAAGCUAAGAUGCCAUUUGAUGCAAACAAAUUAUAUUGUAGUGAAAUCUUAUCAAUUUUAGUUCAGCGUCAUGAUGAGAACAGACAGUAUUUAGGAGAAAUAGAAGGAAUUGAUGUAUUGUUACAACAAUUAGCUUACUUUAAGCGACAUGAUCCUUCAAACUCUGAGGAACAUGAGAUGAUGGAAAAUCUUUUUGACUGUUUAUGUUCAUCUCUGAUGUAUGCAGCUAAUCGGGAAAAAUUCUUGAAAGGAGAGGGUUUGCAGCUGAUGAACCUCAUGCUUAGAGAAAAGAAAAUGUCUCGAAAUGGUGCACUGAAGGUUCUUGACCAUGCUAUGUGCAAUGCGGAAGGUGCUGAUAAUUGUAAUAAAUUUGUAGAUAUUUUGGGCUUGCGAUCAAUCUUUCCACUCUUCAUGAAAACUCCAAAGAAAAACUGGAAAAAAGGUUUAUCUGUAGAACAGCAUGAAGAACAUGUGUGCUCUAUUAUAGCUUCUAUGCUUAAAAAUUGUAAAGGUACUCAAAGACAAAGGUUGUUGAAUAAAUUCACUGAAAAUGAUCAUGAGAAAGUCGAUAGGCUAAUGGAAUUACAUUUUAAAUAUCUUGAUAAAGUUCAUCAUAUUGAUCUUCAGAUUGAGAAAGAAAAGUCCAAAAUGAAUGAGGAAGAAAUAGAUUCAAGCAUGGAGGAGGAGUUUUAUUUGCGACGUUUAGAAGGAGGAUUGUUCACAUUGCAGUUAAUUGAUUAUAUCAUGGUUGAUACAUGCUGUUCUGGACCAUCUUCUAUCAAACAGAGAGUGCUACAAAUUUUGAACUUGAGAGGUGGUUCUAUUAAAACUAUUAGAAAUGUUAUGAGAGAAUAUGCAGGAAAUAUGGGUGAUGCUAACGAUGCUUCUGUUCGAGAAGCUGAGCAGCAGCGAUUACUUCAUUUUGUUGAUCGUUUUUAAAUUGCCAAUCAAAUGCAGUUUCCAUUUUUUGAAAUACAGAAAACGUUUUUGCUGAAAAUGGAUGUAUGUAUAUAGGUAAUGUAAUAUGAUGGUUUUUAUUAUUCCAUGCUUGUUAUUAUUAUUUUUUUUAUUCUUAAGUAAAAUACAUAUCCUAUGUAUAGAAAUAGUGUAUUUCUACACUGUAAGUUUAUUAUCUUAUAAAUUACGUUACUAAAAAUAAAUAAUGUGUACAUAAAAGUA
Stegodyphus dumicola is the source of this 2087-nucleotide messenger RNA. Its product is annotated as beta-catenin-like protein 1. Gene Ontology annotation, cellular component: spliceosomal complex. Lineage: Eukaryota; Metazoa; Arthropoda; Arachnida; Araneae; Eresidae. The record is from RefSeq and is a predicted model, not a curated record.